CUUUGCUCUCCCCAGAGAGUGAGAGAGAGAGAGAGAAGCGAGAGAGAGCUCGAAUAAUCCAUGAGAUAGAUCUUGCGCUACAGCAUCGGGUUGAAAGCGCUCUCCUUUCUUCUUCCUCCUCCCUCUUUGACUUUGGUUGGUUUCUCCUCCUCUUCCUCUUCUCCUCUUUCAAGUUCUGAGUUGAUAUUCUCUACCCCGGUUCUGCUCUUUGCCUAGAUAUGGAGGCGUUGCGCGGAAGCAAGAAUACAGGAGCUGCUUCUCCCCAAUCCGUGGUCGAAUUGUUAGUGGCGGAGACCGUAUUGGCUGCUGAAAGGUCGCUCCUUUGCUUUAUUCUGGCGGUGGGCUCUAUAUCAAGUCAAACUGGUCCGCGGAAUGAAGGAUCGGAAGUAAUUUUAGGGAUACUCCGACGAAGCAAACCUGAAGCUGUUCCCGAGAACAAGGACGAUGGCGAGUCAGAUGAUGACAAUGAUGAGGAUGGGGACAGUCAGGAAGACGGAGGUAAAGAUGAUUUCUCUGGAGAGGAGGGGAACGAUAAUGAAGGAGAGAAUGAUGAUCCCGAGGUCAAUGGUGGAGGAGGAAGCGAAGAAGAGGAUGAGGAAGAUGAUGAGGAGGACGAUGAUGAAGAGGAGGAUGAGGAUGAGGAUGAGGAAGAGGAUGAUGAAGACAAGGAUGAGGAACUCCCACAACCACCUUCCAAAAAGAGGAAGUGAGGAGAUGCUACGUCGGUUCUUGCAUAUAGUUUCAUAUUGGCUAGUUUUGAUUAGACCUUAGCAUUAAGGUGGGUUUAGUUUGUGGUUGGGAAUGAUUCCCUAUAGGUUAGGUAAGCGAUGACCUCCUGUGUAUGAACUUUACUAUGUGUAUUAAUCUUAAACAUAACAAUAUUGCUACUCUGAGUCAGCAUUCGAUAUAUAUACUCAAAGCUUGCCUCA
Messenger RNA from Musa acuminata AAA Group (dessert banana), 929 nucleotides. RefSeq lists its product as uncharacterized. Bases 219 to 710 code for a protein of 163 amino acids. NCBI's taxonomy places the organism in Eukaryota, Viridiplantae, Streptophyta, Magnoliopsida, Zingiberales, Musaceae. The transcript has 4 exons. The record is from RefSeq and is a predicted model, not a curated record.